GGUCUUUCAUCGAUCUUUGUGACAUUUUAAGUAGACCAAAGUCUUGAUCCCAUUUAAGGCACUCUUCUUGAUCCCUUUACACAUUCUCACACACUUUGCUUCAUUUAAUAGUGAUUUUGUGGUGAGCCAUUUGUAGUUUUGUUUUGUGAAGUGAGGUAAUGGAGAUCACACCAAAGGAGCACAUUGAGAAGAUACGAAGGACCAAAUUCUCCAUUGGAGGGGAACCAAACCCAUUGCGUGAGGACUUGCACCAAGCCACAAAGAAUCUCUCGACUGAGCUUUAUGCCAAAGAUGUUCAUUUCCUCAUGGAGCUCGUUCAGAAUGCAGAGGAUAAUAAGUAUGCUGAAGGAGUGAGUCCAUCACUUGAAUUCAUCAUAACUUCAAAGGACAUAACAGCUACUGGUGCAUCAGCCACAUUGCUAAUUUUCAACAAUGAAAAGGGUUUCUCUCGCGAAAACAUUGAAUCUAUCUGCAGUGUUGGACGGUCCACGAAGAAAGGCAACAGGAGUAGUGGUUACAUUGGCGAAAAAGGAAUUGGUUUCAAGAGUGUAUUUUUGCUUACUGCUUAUCCUUACAUAUUUAGCAACGGAUAUCAGAUACGGUUCAGUGAGAAACCUUGUCCACACUGUGACAUUGGAUAUAUAGUUCCUGAGUGGGUUGAGCAAAAGCCAACCCUUCAUGACAUAAAGCAGAUAUAUGGUGCUGGUGCUGGUUCUCUUCCAACUACCACAAUUAUCUUACCUCUAAAGCCAGACAAGGUCAAACCUGUGAAGCAUCAGCUCUCAAAUAUUCAUCCUGAAGUUCUGUUGUUCCUUUCAAAAAUCAGACACCUGUCUGUAAGGGAAGAUAAUGAGGAUCCAAAGCUGAAUAGUGUGAAUGCUGUAUCCAUUUCGAGCGAGAUUAACUUUUGCACAAGGAAAAACAUGAAUGCUGAGUCCUACACACUUCAUCUGUCGGCCGCGGAAAAUGGUGGUUCUGAAAAGGAAUGCAGAUAUUAUAUGUGGAAGCAAAAGUUUCCUGUCAGGUUCGAAAAUGUGGUGGAAAGGAGAGAGGAUGUGGAGGAAUUGAUAGUAACAUUAGCCUUCCCAAAUCAGGAGAGGCUUCAUAGGGGAAAGAGCUUACCAGGAGUCUAUGCAUUUCUUCCUACGGAAAUGGUAACUAAUUUUCCCUUCAUAAUCCAAGCAGAUUUUGUUCUGGCUUCGUCGAGGGAGACGAUUCUCCUCGACAGUAAGUGGAACCAAGGGAUACUAGAAUGUGUUCCAUCAGCUUUUAUGGAUGCAUUCAAAACGCUUGUUUUAGGAUCAGAUCAAGCUCCAAUAUCCUGUUUGCCACCCGUGUUCAGGUUCCUUCCCAUCGAUAGUUCUCCUUUUGAAAAGUUAAAUUAUGUGAGGGAGAAAAUCAAAGAAAAAAUGCUUGGAGAAAGCAUUAUUCCUAUUGAGACAUACGGGGAGCAGAAGCACUUCUAUAAGCCUUGUGAAGUUAGCAGGCUACUGCCCGAAUUCUGGGACAUUUUGGCUGAGGCUCAGGCGGAAAGAGUAUACUUGCAUAACCUGUCAUCUCACAAUGGAAGGAAAAUCUUGAGUUCUUCAUUUGAUAAAAUUGAGUAUGAUGACAUUCUCAGUUUUUUAGGGAUACAACAAGUCAACACUGAUUGGUAUGCGAAGUGCAUCCAGAGUUCUAAUCUUGUGGAUGGAGUGUCAGAAGUUGUUUAUCUGAAUCUUUUACUGUUUAUUGCUACAAAUUGGUCAAGUUUUAAAAGCUCCAAAGUGACGGACAUUCCAUUAAUCAAAUAUGUGGAUUCAGAUGGGAACCUGUCCCAUUUCACUCUUGAUCAAUGCAGCAACCGUUAUGGUGCCAAGCAAGUAGUCCUCGCAGAUCCAAGUCAGCCGAGUCUUUGCUCUUGGCUGAUUGAUUGGAAUAGCGAAUUUUCAUGCAAAACCUCCCGAUUUUUUAUGCCGGAAGUCACACAGCAAGCUAUCUUGCAUUCGCUCAGCAGGCAUACUUUGUUGGAAUGGCUAGAAAAUCAAGUUCAUGUUACUACUUUGGAUGUGAACUAUUUUGCACAAGUCCUUUGUAGUUGUAUAAAAAAAGACUCCAAGCUUGCCAUUAAAUAUGCUCAUUUCUUAUAUCAGUCUUUCUCAAAGUUAUAUUUAUCAAGCCGUGAGGUUCAUAAUUUGUGUAGUUCCAUGCCACUUUUGGACAGCUAUGGACAUGUGAUUGAAUGCACUUGUAGAAAAGGGGUCCUUGUACCUGCAAAUGUGAGCAAAUGGGCAGACUUGAUUGUUUUUAAUCCAUGGAGAAAUGAAGAUUAUGUUGAGCUGGGAAAGGAGUACUUGCACCGAUCUCGUAAUGCAGGCCAAUAUACAGGUUCUGGGAAGCUCAUAGAAUUCCUCAAAAAUCAUGUUGAUGCUUCUGAUAUUCCUCACAUAUAUCCUCCAAAUGCUGGAUUUUCUGCUGUAGAUACACCACUUACCAAAGACAAUGCUUUUUUGCUUUUGGAUUGGAUUCGAAACCUGAAGUAUAGGGGUGUGAAUCUACCAGAGAGGUUCUUGAAAUGCAUAAAGGAAGGAAGCUGGCUUAAAGUUACAGUCAAUGGAUGGAGACCACCAUCAAAGUCAUUCUUAAUUGGCUCAUCAUUGGGAAGAAUUUUGCAAAGUGGUUCUGUUCUUGUUGACAUUCCACUGAUUGAUGAGAGCUUCUAUGGGAGUCGAAUAAAUCAGUACAAGGAUGAGUUGAAAACAAUUGGGGUGAUGUUCAGUUGUGAAGAAGCAUGUGAAUUCAUUGGAAGAGAACUAAUGUCUCGUGCAGUGUCUUUCACUUUAAGCAGGAAUCAUAUUCUUUUGAUGCUUGAAUUCAUCGAAUAUCUGAGGCAAAAUUAUCUCCCUUUGGACCAAUUUGUCAACAGCAUCAAAGAGGGAAGUUGGCUAAGGACUUCUCAUGGUCUCAGGUCUCCAACAGGAUCUGUAUUGUAUGAUUCAGGAUGGAAAGUUGCAUCAAAAAUUAGUGUUAUACCUUUCAUUGAUAAGGAUUAUUAUGGUGAGGAUAUAUGUAAAUUUAAAGAGGUGCUUGAGUUGCUGGGUGUGAUAGUUGGCUUCAAUGAAAACUACCAAGUUGUCAUUGACCAUUUAAAAUCGUCCUCGGAGUUGGCCAAUUUGACAGCCGAUGCUCUUCUUUUAACGAUGAAAUGUAUAAGAUUCUCACAAGGAUCUAGCGAACUCGUAGAUUCACUCAAGAUAACAAGCUGCUUGAAGACAAACAUGGGUUUCAAAACACCAAGUGAAUGUUUCUUCUAUGAUCCUGUAUGGGGCUGCAUUUUGGAGGUAUUCAGUGGUCUUCCUGUGAUAGAUCAUAAAUUCUAUGGAAAGCAAAUUUUCACUUACAAAGAUGAAUUGAAGCAAAUAGGGGCUGUGGUUGACUUUGAGGAGGCUAUAGAAAAAAUUGCUGAUCUCUUCAAACAGAAGGCAUCACAAACUUUGUUUAACCGACAUCAUGUUAAAUCGUUUCUUUCUUGUUGUAGGCUUCUGAAGGGAACUGAAUACCAAUUCCCUUCCAGUUUCUCAAAGAUCAUACAUGAACAGAAGUGGUUACAAACUGGGGUUGGUGGUUAUAGGUGUCCAAGAAAAUGCAUUUUAGAUGGUCCAGAGUGGAAACCUAUCUCCUCAAUAACUAGUCUCCCUUUCAUUGAUGACAGUGAAAAUUGCUAUGGUAAGGGAAUACAUGAAUACAAGGAAGAACUGAAGAGCAUUGGUGUUGUUACUGAAGUGAAAGAUGGGGUGAAGUUUGUGCCUGAAUGUUUGAAUUUUCCUUCUGAUCCCUCCACCAUUUCUCCUGAAAGUGUGUUUUCUUUGCUUGAAUGCAUCCGUCUCCUCAUGCACGGGGUUGUUCCCCCCAUUGAAGAUGGCUUCAAAAAAAGAUUGUCUCAAAAUUGGUUGAAAACUCAUUCUGGUUAUAGGUCUCCAGGUAAGUGUUUGUUGUUUGAUUCCAAGUGGAAUAAGCACCUCAAGCCAACUGAUGGGCCUUUCAUUGAUGAGAAAUUUUAUGGACCUGAAAUUGCUUCUUACAAGAAAGAACUCAAUGCAAUUGGAGUCACAAUUGACGUCGGGGAAGGGUGCCUCUUGGUUGCUAGUCACCUUGACUUUCUCUCUGAUUAUGACACCAUUGAGCGAAUAUAUAGGUACUUGAGUGAACACCACUGGAAACCCGAGCCUGAUGAUAAAGCUGCCAGAAAGAUUUGGAUUCCAGGAAGUGCAAAGUGGGUCUAUUCUGAAAAAUGUGUCAUACACGACCAGGAUAAUCUUUUUGGUUCAAAGUUUUAUGUUUUGGGAGAUAUGUAUGAUAAGAAGAUUCUUCCAUUUUUCUCCUUUGCCAUGGAAGUCCGGAACAAGCCCUCCAUUGAUGAUUAUGUCAAUCUUUGGAAUGAUUGGGAGAGUUCAGUGGAACAAUUGUCAUAUGACAAGUGCUAUAAGUUCUGGAUGUUUAUGUUGAAACAUUUCAGCACAGAAACUAAGAAACUUUCCAAUUGCUUGGUGAAGCUACCGGCAACAUCAGGCAACAAUGAAAUAGUUUUGUUAGAUAAAAACGAUGUUUUCAUUCCUGAUAACCUUCAUCUGAAGAAGCUUUUUCAGCAGGAGAAAGUCUUUGUCUGGUAUCCUCAGAACCUGGCACCAUUGUCCAGGUGUGAGUUGUUUGACGUGUACAGGAAAAUUGGUGCUCGAAAUAUCUCUGAAUCUAUAUGCAUGGAAGAGCCGUCCUUGCUCAAUGGUGUUGAACUCAAGCAAGUUGAUCCUGGUAAUAUUUGUAAUGUGAAGGUGUUGGCUAAGCUUAUUCUUAGUUUUCUUUCUUCUUCUAGCCUAAAAAUGGAACCAAACAAGAGGCGUGAAGCUGUUCAAGGUCUACUCAACUUGAGUUUCUUUGAGACAAAGGAAGCAGUCAAUGUAAGUUACAGUUUGUCACUAUCAUCCGGGGCCAUCAUUACCAAAAAGGCAGACAGAAUGGUACGGUGGCAAGGGCAAAGUUCCAAGUUUUUCACUCAAACGAACUGGCAAAGUGGAAAUGCAAGUUUAAUAAAAUAUGCUACAUAUUUCUCAGAAGCCAUCUCAGAGGGUGUUUUGCGUGAGAAUCAUGAUCAUGUUCCUGCACUCUCUGAGCUCAUCACAUUGGCUUUUGUGCUGAAAUUCAACAAUGAGACAAUUGAAUUUCUUAUGGAGUCCAAGAACUUGCACUGUGAGGAUGAGGAGUUCCUCAGUUCUGCCUUCCCUUCUAACUAAGUCUUCUCCAUAGAUUUUUAAAUGUUUUAAUUCAGGCUUGCAUGCUUCUAUAUACUAUGCAUAUGCCUAUUAAUAAAUUAUGUUUAUGAGGUUUUUUGUGACCUUGUCUAUCAGUGGUGCGUGAUUACUGAAUUACCUAAGUAAAGUGUGGUAUUGGCUGUUAAGAUUUGAAGAAUUAUAAGUUACUCACUCCAUUUCAUGGUCAAUGCUUUGUUUUCAUUGUAUGACUAGUCCAUAUUUUCAUUCUAUGUCUUUACUUUUGCA
Glycine soja is the source of this 5531-nucleotide messenger RNA. RefSeq lists its product as uncharacterized. NCBI's taxonomy places the organism in Eukaryota, Viridiplantae, Streptophyta, Magnoliopsida, Fabales, Fabaceae. The record is from RefSeq and is a predicted model, not a curated record. The coding region runs from base 159 to 5267 and encodes 1702 amino acids. The transcript is spliced from 4 exons.